AUGAAGACUAUUAGACUCAUAACUUUUCUUUUCUUCAGCUACGUUAAGUGCCAGACUCUUCAGAGCAGUUUUCUAGAUGCAGCCAUGCAGCACACUAAUAGCCAGAAUUAUUUGGAGGAGAACUUAAGAGACAUUGUUAGCAUUAUGGUUGCUCAGUUUCUUCAGAAAUCGACUUUUGAAGAAGUACAAACCAUAGUUAAAGAGUUGCUGAAUUUUGCAGAGAAGUGCAAGAGCCUCAAGCUACUUGAGUCACCUUCAGAAUGCUCUUACCAGUUGAUGACUAACUUCUUAGAGCAUAUUUGUAAUAACCAAGGGGUGGCUGAUAAACAUGUGUUUUCCAACUGUUGCAAUAAAAACAACACAGCAAGACACAAGUGCUUCCUAUUAUACAAAAAAGGUGAUUCAAGUCACAGUGAUAUAUUCCAAAUUCCAAAUCCUGAGCCAGUCUGUGAGAUAGACAAAGAAAAUCAAGUGUCAGUGAAAGAGAGGUAUAUUUAUGAAACUUCUAGAAAACAUCCAUUCUUAUAUGGACCCACUAUUCUGACGAUGUCUGCUUGCUAUGAAACAGCUAUUCAGUCAUGUUGCCAAGAAGAAAAUAAGACUGAAUGCUUCCAAAUAAAGCUAGAACCCAUCAGAAAAUACAUUAAAGAAAUAUCUUUGAGGCACCACCAUUUAUGUGAAAUUGGAAUUAAAUUCAACCACAAAGUAGCAAAAGCAGUGGAAUUGGUUCUGCUGACUAAAAAACAACCUAAAGCUAACUUUUCUGAAAUUGCCAAAUUGGCCAUUGAUAUUAAAAAUCUACAUCAGACCUGUUGUGAUGGAAAUGCAGUAGCAUGUGUGUUUGGCAGGAGCCAGCUCAUGAACUAUACCUGCUCUAAACAGGCUAUCCUAUCCAGCAAGAUCACUCCAUGCUGUGCACUGCCAGCGCCAUUCCGAGGGGAAUGCAUUAUCAACUCAGAAAAUGAUGAAAAACCUGAUCUUUCCUCUGGGCCACUCAGCAGGUUUACAGAAGACCGAUUUGUAUGCAAACAAUUCACUGACAAGCAAGACGAUUUCCUACAAGAGUUUCUUUAUGAAUAUUCAAGAAGGCAUCCAGAGUUGGCACUUCCAGUGAUUUUGAGAGUGGUUAUAGUAUAUCAAAAUUUAUUGGAAAAAUGCUGUAAAUUAGAAAAUCCUCUGGAAUGCUAUAGCCAUGGGAAAGAGAUGUUUCAAAAGGUGGUUCGUGAAAGCCAUGAGCAUAUUAAAAAUCACUGUGAUUUACGUGAGAAAUUAGGAGAUAGUAACUUCCAUGACAGGCUCCUGGUUCUUUAUACUAAGAAAGCCCCACAACUAUCUGCUCAAGAGUUGGUUGCGUUCACGAAAAACAUGGCAGCUGCUGCCACCAAUUGUUGCCCACUAAGUGAUGAGCAAAAGUUUGUCUGCGUGGAGGACACGGCUAAACUAAUAUUUGGAGCUUUAUGCAGAAGACAUGAGGCAGAGCCUAUCAAUGAUGGCGUGGGUCACUGCUGUGAUGACUCUUAUGCCUUCAGGAAGCCAUGCUUUGAUGACCUGCAUGUUGAUAGAACUUACAUUUCUCCACCUUUAUCCUGUGACCAAGUUAUCAGCCUUACAGAAGAGUUGUGCAAAGCUGAGGAGGAAUUCCAAACUGAAAAGCAAAAGCUCCUCAGCAACCUUGUGAAGCAGAAACCAUAUGCAACAGAGAUGCAGUUCCAAUCAAUUAUUCCGGAUUUCACUCACCUGGCAAAGAUGUGCUGCCAAGCAGAAAAAAGUGAAAUAUGUUUCCAAGAAGAGGAGUCCAAACUGAUCGAAAAGUGCCAGUCUCUUUUGGGAAGCAAAUGA
This is a messenger RNA of Pteropus alecto (black flying fox), 1839 nucleotides long. Its product is annotated as alpha-fetoprotein-like. The record is from RefSeq and is a predicted model, not a curated record. The coding region runs from base 1 to 1839 and encodes 612 amino acids. Lineage: Eukaryota; Metazoa; Chordata; Mammalia; Chiroptera; Pteropodidae. Gene Ontology annotation, molecular function: fatty acid binding; zinc ion binding. Gene Ontology annotation, biological process: transport. Gene Ontology annotation, cellular component: cytoplasm; blood microparticle. The transcript is spliced from 14 exons.